AUUUUUCCAAAUGGAUACUAAGAUGACACCUCCUGACAAGAUGGCACAACAUUUUAAGGAAGUAAAUGCUCCUGGGAUUUCAAAGAUUGAGUUCAAAUUAAAAUCAAAAUCACGAGGAAAGCUGAACAAAUAAAUGCGGUCUUGCUGUAUUAUUGUACUUUGUAGCUCAUGCAUUUUGUAUCCUCGGAAUCUGCAUAACAAAUCCCUCGUCGAUGCAUUUAUCUAACCUUUUCAACUUCAUAAUGUGGUCUCUGGUUCUAUUGAGCAUGGGCUUUUACAUAAAGUUAGUGCUGACUCCACCCGGAUUCUUAGAAGCAAGUGUGAUUAAUAUAGAUAAACUACAGUCAAAUCAUCAGCAUAGCUCUCCUAGGGUCACUAAUUUCUCUCAAAAGAUGAGUGAAAAUGCUGAGGAAAGAAAUACUUCCCCUAUUAGGCCUAUGAAAGGCGGCAAAUCAAAGAAGAAAUAUAUUGAACUUGAUGAAUCUGAAGGGAAUGAGUACAAUAAGUCAUCAGGCAGGAGCUCUACAAAGAAGAUAGCUUCAAAGAAAGUUAACCCAAAUUCUUCAAAAGUUUAUAGAAGGAAAUCUGUGUUCGAGGGUAAAGAAGGUUCUCCAAAACUCAUCAAGAGGGAAGAUAUGAAGAAAUUGCGGAGCAGAAAUUCUAAAGACGAAGAGCGCAAGAGAGUCUAUGACAAGAUCAACGACAGGAUCGCUCAUAGCUGAGUCACACAGGAGGACAACACCGGCCAAGAAGCGCUAGAUGAUGAUAAAUGCAAGGCAUUUUUUGAACAAAUUGAGCACGAAAAGGUCAAUUUUGAUUCGUCACUUUUAUAUGGCACAACACAACCAGCCGGUAAAACAAGGAAGAUCAGUGAUUUCGGAGGUGAUGAAGAAGAAAUUAAAGAGAACAUGAAAGAAAACCCAGAACAAGUUACAGAGAAAAUUCAUGAUUUUGAAGACCCUGCCAGAGAAGGCACAGAUAAGCACCAUGGCCUUUAUGGAGAGGAAAUAGACAAUGAUGUCGUAACACUUGAUGAUGAGAAUGAAGAUGAAAAGAAUGAUAUCGAAAACCGUCCUACCAAACACCUGGCUGAUGUAAUGAUCGAUAGGCAAGAAAAUAGCUUAAAUAUUUCAAAACUUAGACCUUUAGAGCUCAACUCAAGUCAUCUUAAGUUAAAUGAAUCCAAGUUUCACUUUGGCGAAGUUUCAAAACAGAACAAAAACAAGGAGAUUAUAAUAGACUGUCUUGAUGAUCCGGAGAUGGCAAAUACUCAAGCUCUUGAAGAAAGAAUACCUAUUAACUUUGAAACCCACUACUGUACAAAAUGAAGCCUUGAACAACCUCUGAGAGCAAAGCAUUGAAACGAAUGCGGAAAAUGAGUUGCAACUUUUGAUCACCAUUGUCCAUUCAUUGGAGGUUGUGUAGGAGAGAAAAACAGGAGGUUCUUCUUUAUGUUCAUUUAUUCCCAAUACUUUACGAUGAUCUAUGGGUUGAUUUAUUCGAUAUGCAUAUACUUCACAUCUGACGCAAGCUCCAUCUUCCUAUUUUUAUAUAUGCUGAUAAUCUACCUAACCGAGUUGUUCUUUAUCUUAUUCUUGACAUCCCUGACAACUGUUCACACAUAUCUUGCUAUAAACAAUAUGACUACUUGGGAAUUUCUUUCCAGGAGUUCCAUUACUUAUUUGACAAACUGGCCGAGGAAGUACGGCUCACCUUUUUCUAAAGGGACUCAACAAAACUUGAAAAUUUAUUUUAACCCACCAACUAAGGGGAAAGAUAUCAUGAUGUGGGAGUUUCCAGAUGCUCUUCCUACUUUUGAAGAGGGCGAGGUGCUGAUCCGUUCAUCUCCAUUGACUCAGUACUAUGUGAGAUUGUGUGGAGAUUAAGGUUUAAUGUAGGUAAAAUUUAGAGGUUCAGUG
Moneuplotes crassus is the source of this 1919-nucleotide messenger RNA. Lineage: Eukaryota; Ciliophora; Spirotrichea; Euplotida; Euplotidae. The record is from the annotation of a GenBank genome assembly.